This is a messenger RNA of Amblyraja radiata (thorny skate), 1753 nucleotides long. It is a transcript of the gene c1galt1c1, whose product is annotated as C1GALT1-specific chaperone 1. Gene Ontology annotation, molecular function: N-acetylgalactosaminide beta-1,3-galactosyltransferase activity. NCBI's taxonomy places the organism in Eukaryota, Metazoa, Chordata, Chondrichthyes, Rajiformes, Rajidae. The record is from RefSeq and is a predicted model, not a curated record. The coding region runs from base 174 to 1130 and encodes 318 amino acids. The transcript has 2 exons.
GAUCUUUGGAUACCGCCCCAACACUCCGCGGCGUUGGGUGUUUUCCCAGCGGAUGCAGAACCACGUUCAACGAUUGCAGGCAAAGGUCUUAGAGCAGAGAUCUUUGAUUGCAGAGGUGAUUGAUUGCUGAGGAAAAUUCCAUUUCGAACUGCUUGUUUUCCUUCGUCGUAAAGAUGAUUAAAGAGAGCAUUCCCUUCCUGAAGGGUAUACUGCUGGGUGGAGUAUUCUGCUUGUUCCUCACCCUGAUUAACAACACUAAGAUAGGCGGCCAAAUGCCAUACGGAUAUCACCAACACCACCACAUCAAAGCCCCCAACAAGGACGAACUAAAUAUACUUUCAGAGGCAAUGCGAAUGGAGCUUACCCAGAGUAUCCGAGUUCUGUGUUUAAUCAUGGUUAAACCGAAAGAAAUUGGAUAUUGGGCCUCGGUGGUGGAAACCUGGAGCAAACAUUGUGACAAAGCUGUUUUUUACAGUUCUGAAACCAUAAAACCCUUUGAAUCAGUUGGUCUUGGAACAGAAGACCAAUGGAUCAAGACCAGAAAAGCCUUCAAGAAUGUUUAUGAAAACUACAAGGAUGACUAUGGCUGGUUCUUUCUGGUACAGUCAUCUACAUUUGCAAUUAUUGAAAAUCUUAAAUUCUUUUUGUUAAAUAAAGAUCCAAAAGAACCUUUUUAUAUUGGUCACACAGUCAAGUCGGGUGAUUUGGACUAUGUUGAGAUGUCUUCAGGUGUGGUCCUCAGUGCAGAAGCAUUAACGAGGCUGAAUUUGGUUCUGGAUGAUCCUGAUAAAUGUCCGGAAAAGGGGAAUUUACUGUGGAAGAUGUCUGAAGAAAAGGAACUUGCAGUAUGUUUGAAAUACAAAGGAGUAUUUGCUGAAAAUGCAGAAGACAAUGAAGGAAAAGAACUGUUCAACUCAAAAAAUAUAAAAACCCUAAUUGAGGAGUCAAUGUCUAAUCAUAAAAAUGAAGUUGUGGAAGGAUGUUGCUCUGAUGUGGCCAUUACUUUUCAUGGAGGUUCUCCCAACCAUAUGCAUGUUAUGAUGUAUGGUGUUUACAGACUGCGACCAUAUGGCCAUGCCUUUAAUGAUGCAUUAAUUUUCAAUCCACCUGCUGGUUCAAUUAACGAUUAAAUUCCUCCUUGCCUCCUCUCCUCUGCAAAGACAUUCCAGAGCGUGAAGUAUCAUGACAGUAAAAAAAUAGAUACUUCCUUUGCUAUUUUAUGUGGUCUGGGUUUUGUAAAAUCUCUGGCAACUUUUUAAAUGGAGAUGUGCCUUCAAUGUUAAUGAGCUUAACAAUGAAUUGUCUCACAAAUUGGUGUAAAAUAUUUUAUGAUUAUUCUCACCUUAAAGUUUCUGUCAAUUAUCAGGUUAGCAGGAAAAUGUAUGAAUUGUUGAAUAUCAGACUAGGCAGUGUUGCUGGAAAUCAGUAAAACAUUUUGCUGAGCUGUGCAUUUUUUUUGUAGACUGUUCUGAAUGACAAUUAUUUAUUAUUUUGAAAGGAUUUGCAUUUUGAACUGGGUAACAAUGAAGCACUGAUAUUUUUGAUCGUGAGACUGUGGUAGAAGGGUUGAACUUUGAACAAAAAUUAUUAAACUUUUUACCUUUAUGACAUUUGUAGUCACACAUAUUUGUGGAUUUCCAAUCUAAUGCUAAUUUGGAUAUUGUACGAUCUUGUGAAACUUGGGAGUUGGAUAAUGUGACUUUUUAAUUUGAUAUGAAUCUCAUCAUUCCCAUAAAAUCAAAUUGUAAGAACA